GCGGGGGCCGAGGGAGCAUCCGAGGAAGCCCGAGGGACUGGGGCAACACUCACGUCUGGCUUAGCAGAGUCCAGCUCGACAUCGAGACGCUCAACUGGCAACGCCCUUUCAAGCACCCCUCUCGCUCGCAUGUUGCGUCCAAGGCGACGGCGAGACCUGCUCGGGACGUCCACCAAUCCCUUACGUGCAGGCUUCGGGCAGACCUCGGCGAGCUUCACGGCCCUCCCUUGACUCCAGCACCCACACUUUCAACACUGAGCCUGCUGCUCACGACGAUGGUCCCCACUGGCCGCAGGACCCCGCGGAGCUUCCAAAGCCGAGCCCGAACCUGCGACAAGAAGGUGGCCACGGGGCUCACGCAGCAGAAAGGGGGGGCGGCUGCGCUGGUACCCAACGCCGAAACCGACAGCGACAGCGACAAGAGGAAGGGGAUGAGGAGGAGGAGAAGGAGGAGGAGGAAGGAGGAGGGGGGAGGGGGCUGCACGCAGAUCUCCUUGCGAUGUAGAACAAUGGCGACGGAUUGCGAAAUCCUGGCAUACCCAUCCAAUUCCUUCGUCACGCUGGUAAGACCGCCUGAGCGCAGGCACUGCGUGGCAACCAAGACCAAACACGUCCAACGCACAGCUGGAUCCUCGAGUCUCCAUCGAAGGGUCGUCGAGCAGCAGCGGCGAAGAUCAGGCCGCGGCCGCCACCGGCGGAGGACCCUCCGCGGCUGGCGCCGGCUGCGCGGCCGCCUCUGGCGGCUGCGGAGGCGACUGCGCCGCUGCAGCGGCCGCCGCUGGCGCCUGUGCCUGCGC
Prorocentrum cordatum is the source of this 797-nucleotide messenger RNA. The record is from the annotation of a GenBank genome assembly. Lineage: Eukaryota; Dinophyceae; Prorocentrales; Prorocentraceae.